Pseudozyma hubeiensis SY62 is the source of this 1761-nucleotide messenger RNA. Its product is annotated as sugar transporter. The transcript is spliced from 2 exons. Gene Ontology annotation, molecular function: carbohydrate:proton symporter activity. Bases 1 to 1761 code for a protein of 586 amino acids. Gene Ontology annotation, biological process: carbohydrate transport; transmembrane transport. The record is from RefSeq and is a predicted model, not a curated record. Gene Ontology annotation, cellular component: membrane. NCBI's taxonomy places the organism in Eukaryota, Fungi, Basidiomycota, Ustilaginomycetes, Ustilaginales, Ustilaginaceae.
AUGGAGUCUCCCGACUCGCUCACCAGAGGUCCGGUCACACCGAUCGACACCGACAAGCUCACCAAAGAGACGUCUCCAACCGACGUCUUCAAGACCACGACGCUGCACAAGAUUGACACCUCCGACUUCCCCGAGCUGCCAGAACCAUGGUGGAGCAAGUACCUCCUCAAUCCGUACAACGAGAAACGAGUGCUCAACCUCUCAGCUUUCCAGAUGAAAUGGGCGGUCCAAAUCGUAGCAGGUGUAGCCAUCCUGUUCUUCGGGUACGAUCAAGGAGUCAUGAGUUCGGUCAAUGAGUCGAAAGACUACCUUCGCCUCAUGGGGACCGCUUCUGGCGUCAACGGGAAACAGACCGAAAGGGACUCGGCUGCGGUGGGAGGUAUCGUAGCGAUCUACUACCUCGGAACGCUGAUCGGCGGUAUGCUGGCAGGCUACAUGGCCGACAGCGCUGGUCGAAUGAGGACCAUCAUGUUCGGCUCCUUUUGGAUCCUCCUCGGCGCUAGCUUGCAGGCUUCUGCUCAGAAUAUCGCAUGGAUGAUGGUGAGCAGAACCCUGACCGGAAUCGGUACGGGUAUCUACAACUGUUGCGUGCCCGUAUGGGUCGCGGAGAUCUCGAAGCAUGACAAGCGUGGCCAGGCGAUAGGUUUCGAGUUUACAGCCAACAUUGCCGGUCUUGCUCUGGUGUACUGGAUCGGUUUCGCGGUCAGAGACAUGGAAACCGGCGGGUUCAACUGGCGCUUCCCUCUUGCCUUCCAACUGGUCUUUGUUCUCGCGCUCAUGGCCGCCCUGCCCUUCUUCCCCGAAUCGCCUCGAUGGUUGGCCAAGAUGGGUCGAGUCGACGAAGCACGCCGCAUCCUCGCUCGACUGCGUUCGAAUCCGUACGACGAGCAGGAUGCCGAAGUCAGCCGCGAGCUCGCCGAAAUCCUUGCUGUUGCGAAGGUCGAACGUGUCCGACAGGAAAACGGCGAAGACGGCUUCAUCCGAAUGUUCGUCACCUCUGCUGGCAAACUUCACAUCCGUCGUCGAAUCGUGCUCGUCGUGUGGCUGCAGAUCUUGCAAGAACUAGCCGGUAUCGGCGUCAUCACCGUCUACGCCCCCACGGUGUUCCGGUCCGGAGGGUUCACCGAUACCCUCGCUCGACUUCUGUCUGGAUUCAACGACGUCUCGUACAUGUUUUCCGUGCUCAUCGCUGUCUUCCUACUCGAUCGUACCGGAAGACGCAAAACGUUGUACUGGGGAAACAUCGUCAUGGGUAUCUCGCUGCUCAUCGCCGGCGUAGCUGCCAAAUACGCACUUGAAUACGGCGCCGGUUCGGCCAUGGAGAAUCUCCCGCUGGCGAAGCGAUGGGGUGCCGCGUUGGCUGCGAUGGUCUUCCUCUACACGGCGACGUUCGGUGCAACAUGGCUGAGCGUGCCGUGGUUGUAUCCGACCGAAGUGUUCCCGCUGUUCAUCCGGGCCAAAGGUGGAAGUUGGUCGGUGUUCGGUUGGAGUAUCGGUAACGGAAUUGUGACUGAGAUCACGCCGUUCUUGUUCAACGCGAUCAGCUACAACACAUUCUUCCUGUUCGGAGCGCUCAACUUCUUCUGCAUGCCGUUCGUUUGGGCUUUCUACCCAGAGACGAGUUGCAGAUCACUCGAGUCGAUCGACGAGCUGUUCGAGGGUGACUCGGCUUUCAUUGCCUUUGACAAGCGUCUCACUUCCGUAGGGAGGGUCAAGAGCGUGGAUGAAGAGAGUGACGCUAAACACGCUGGCGACUUGUAA